GUUCUAAAAUCACAACGUUCACAAAAAAAGUUCCCUUGAAAUGGGAGCUAUCUCUUACGUGCAAUCGUAUCGUCCCUUCUUCCACAGCUUAUUGAACUUUUCCUCCAAUUUAUGGGGCGUCCGUCUCUCUCUCCCUCCAUCUCGCUGUAGCCGGUCGUUGCAUUUCCCGGAAUACGCAAAUUUCCAGAUACUAUUCCCCGGCCGCGCUGGUUACAAUUUCCCGAGGAGAAGGGAAAAAAACAACUCGGGUUUCUCGGAUCGUCGGAUUUGCAACUUCUGUUGUCGUGAUUCAGCUGUGAGCCUGUGAUUCAUACUAUUGCAAAUUUCUUUGAUAUCGCCGAUUCUGAUAGCUUGCUGGGGAGGAUUCUAGCUUCGGUGAAUUUACUUUGUUUUGCGCAAAAGGUGGAGGAGAUUGAGUUGAUUUGUCGGUGAAGAUGGCGAGUCAAGGAAGUUCUUCAAGAAGAAGUCUAUCAUUUACAAAGAAGAAGAAAACCUCGGAGAAUGGAGGCCCUGAUUCUGCGAGAAAGUCUCUAUCACUUUCGCGGUCCAAGGGACUGACUGGAGAGCGUACUGUAAAACGGCUGCGGCUCUCAAAGGCACUAACAAUUCCUGAAAAUACAACUAUUCUUGAGGCUUGCCAUCGCAUGGCUGCUCGUAGAGUUGAUGCUUUGUUGCUAACUGACUCCAAGGCAUUACUUUGUGGAAUCCUUACGGACAAGGAUAUAACAACUAGGGUUAUUGCCUGUGAGGUUAAUCUGGAGGAGACACCUGUUUCCCAAGUUAUGACAAGAAACCCAACUUUUGUUCUCUCUGACACGCUUGCUGUUGAAGCCCUCCAAAAGAUGGUGCAAGGAAAAUUCAGACAUUUGCCAGUAGUGGAGAAUGGGGAGGUCAUGGCCUUACUUGAUAUCGCAAAGUGUUUAUAUGAUGCCAUUGCUCGUUUGGAAAGGGCAGCUGAAAAGGGAAAGGCUAUUGCUGCAGCUGUUGAGGGUGUCGAAAAACAUUGGGGGACAUCAGUUUCUGGUCCCGAUACCUUAAUUGAAACAUUGAGGGAGCGGAUGUUUAAGCCUUCUGUGUCUACAAUCAUUCCGGAGAAUUCAAAGAUUGUAACGGUUUCCCCAACAGAAACAGUUUUAGUGGCAACAAAGAAGAUGCUUGAAUUUCGAUUAAGCUGUGCAGUUGUGACGAUUGAUAACAAACCACAGGGAAUUCUUACUUCAAAGGAUAUCUUGAUGCGGGUAAUAGCAGAAAAUCUUCAUCCAGAGUCCACUUUAGUAGAGAAGGUCAUGACACUGAAUCCAGAAUGUGCAACGGUAGACACACCAAUUGUUGAUGCACUGCAUAGUAUGCAUGAUGGAAAGUUUUUGCACCUUCCUGUACUAGAUAGAGAUGGAAAUGUAGUUGCUGUCGUGGAUGUAAUACAUAUCACUCAUGCUGCUGUAGCCACUGUCGGAAGUACUGCUGGCAUAAGUAAUGAAGCCACAAGCACUAUGAUGCAAAAGUUCUGGGAUUCCGCCAUGGCCUCAAGUCACCAUGGUGAUGAGGAGGAUACACCAAGUGAAGGUUCCUUGAUAUUGGCUUCAGAGGUAACAGAGACAGAGAGAUCACUUCCCUUUCCCUCAUCGAACCUGCAAAAUACAUUUUCUUUUAAAAUCCAAGACAAGAAGGGAAGAAUGCAUAGGUUCACUUGUGAUGUCCAGGGUUUGGCAGAUCUUAUAGCUGCAAUCCUUCAGAGGGUGGGAGAUGACAUUGAUCCCAACCACCUGCCCCAGAUUCUGUAUGAAGAUGAAGACCAUGAUAAAGUUGUCCUAGCAUCAGAUAAUGAUCUUGCUGCUGCUGUGGACCAUGCAAAGUCAGCUGGUUGGAAGGGUUUGAGAUUGCAUUUAGACUACUCGGGAACACGAGGUCGUCGGAGAGCUACCAGUUCAGGAGGUUUGGAUUAUUAUGCCGAUGAAGAUGCAUGGGCAUCUGCAUAUAGUGCUGUUGCAGCAGGAGCUGCAGUUGUAGCUGGUUUAGGUGUAUUAGCAUACUUGAGAAGAUCCGGGACCUGAUUUCAAACAACACUUUCAGAGCUGAUUUGCUCCCAAGGCUGAUUUGCAUCGUGCUUCAUACAUUAAUUUUUAUUUUUUUAUUUUUUUAAAAUUACCACAUUCAAGGAAAAUCAAUUUUCUGGUACCGUGUAUUCUAAUAAACUAGUUGCCACAUUGUUAAUUUUUUAAUUUUAUUUUUGUUAAUAACUUAA
This is a messenger RNA of Carya illinoinensis, 2242 nucleotides long. RefSeq names its product CBS domain-containing protein CBSCBSPB1-like. Bases 435 to 2051 code for a protein of 538 amino acids. Lineage: Eukaryota; Viridiplantae; Streptophyta; Magnoliopsida; Fagales; Juglandaceae. The record is from RefSeq and is a predicted model, not a curated record. The transcript has 15 exons. Gene Ontology annotation, molecular function: protein binding.